Molecule: messenger RNA, 324 nt
Organism: Racocetra persica
Lineage: Eukaryota; Fungi; Glomeromycota; Glomeromycetes; Diversisporales; Gigasporaceae
Source: the annotation of a GenBank genome assembly
UUAUUUCCAGAAUGCUUUACGAAUUUACUGAAUCUUUAUAUGAACAUUUAUCUUUUACAACAUGCUCAGAACUUUGCAAUGCUAACCAAUAUUGCUGUAGGUGUUAAAGAAAUGCUGGCAAAACCCCAAUUUAAUGUUAAUACCAAUAUGCUUUCUAGCCUUGUUACAGAUUCAUAUCUUAAUACAAUGUUUUCAAACUGGUAUGCUACUAGUAACGCAUCACUCACCUCAAUAAUUCUACAAAAUAAAAAAAAUAAAGAAGAUGCUGGGUAUGCCAUUUGUCAUGAUAAGUAUUUUACUGAUAUUAAACUUAAAAAUCGAUAG